This is a messenger RNA of Tachysurus fulvidraco (yellow catfish), 810 nucleotides long. RefSeq names its product CKLF-like MARVEL transmembrane domain containing 3 (gene cmtm3). NCBI's taxonomy places the organism in Eukaryota, Metazoa, Chordata, Actinopteri, Siluriformes, Bagridae. The transcript has 5 exons. Gene Ontology annotation, cellular component: membrane. The record is from RefSeq and is a predicted model, not a curated record. Bases 143 to 655 code for a protein of 170 amino acids.
CUCUCUCUCUCUCCUCUUCAUUUCCGUUUCCGUGCAGUUUUUCCAUGCAAGCAGUUUUGCUCUGUAAUACCAGCCCCCAGACAAAGUGUGUAUUCAGUGGUAUAUAUUAUUCAGAGGUUAUAAGCUGUCUUAGUGAGUUAUAAUGGGUGAUAUCGAGUCUCCGGACAGGAGCGAGUCUCGCGCAGCUCGAGUGUUUUCUCUCUUAAUGAGUAAAGAACUCAUCGGAUCCAGAAAAGGACAACUUUUAUUGGCAGAAGUGAUUUCAUCCUUCAUCAGUUUUGUGUGUUUUUGUGCUUCGACAGCAGCAGCGUUCGUCACUGUUCCUCUACUGGCCUUCAUCUCUGCUCUGCUCAUCCUCUUCGCUCACUCCAUCAAAUUUAACCAAAGAUUUAAAGGCUUUCACUGGCCACUGAUGGAUUUUUUGCGCUGUAUCACCGCCUCCAUCGUCUUCUUUAUCAUCUCCAUCAUGGCCGUGUCCAAAUAUCCAGACGGAUCAUCUAAAGCUGCAGGAGUGUUUGGGUUCAUCGCCACCAUCGUGUUCGCCCUGGAUUUUUAUUUCAUCUUUAACGAGCUCGCUGACUUCCUGAAGGGAGGCGGCUCUAACGAAGAACCUCAGGACAAACAAGACGCUGACUCGGAUCCUGACUCGGAUUGAAGCUGUGACUGGGACCUGAAGACCCUUUUAGAGGAGACCGCUCCAGUGCCUGAAGGGAGAUCAACAUUACUAAAGAAUUACUAAACACACACACACACACACACACACACACACACACACACACACACACACACACACACACACACACACACACA